UGAGGGCAAGUGGGAGGAAGUCACUCAAAGGUACCCUGAGCCUUCGUUCCCCCAUUCUUGCAUCUCCGUUAUGUGAGGUAAGCAGCUUUCUCCAACAGAAGUUCCUCUCUCCUCAAAGGCCCAGAGUGUCCAGGCCAACCAACUGACCAAGAAUUACAACUGCUGAAACUGGCCUCCGAGGUUCUCUGCUGGGUCUGUGCCCUGGAACUGGAGACCCACCAUGAAGGCCUGGGGUGCCCUCUGGAUCGUGCUUGGAUUGCUGCUGUGGCCAGAGCCAGGGGCAGCCUCCUCCUUGCCUCUGCUCAUGGACUCCAUCAUCCAGGCCCUUGCUGAACUUGAGCAAAAGGUACCAGUGACUGAGGCCAGCAUCACUGCCUCUGCAUGGAUUCUGUCAGCCAAGAACUCCAGCACCCACAAUUCCCUUCACCAGCGCUUGCUGCUGAAGGCACCAAGCCACAACACUACAGAGCCAGAUCCUCACUCUCUCAGCCCGGAGCUUCAAGCACUGAUUUCUGAGGUGGCUCAACACGAUGUACAGAAUGGGCGGGAAUAUGGAGUGGUGCUGGCACCUGAUGGCUCCACCGUAGCUGUGAAGCCUCUGCUGUUUGGGCUAGAGGCCGGUCUACAGGCACACAGCGUUGCUAACUUGCCUUCAGAUUGUCUGGCUAUCCCCUGUGAUACUGGAGACACCUUGGCCAAUAUUAGAGCCACCUGGCCAGGACUCAUGGAUGCUUUUCCAAAUGCCUCUUCUCCAGAUGUUGGAGCCACUUUACCAAACGACAAAGCCAAGACUCCCACCACUGUGGACAGACUCCUGGCAAUCACCUUGGCUGGUGACUUAGGUCUGACCUUCCUCCACAGGUCCCAGACUUGGAGUCCUCCAGGACUGGGAACUGAGGGCUGCUGGGACCAGCUUACUGCCCCCAGGGUCUUCACACUGUUGGACCCCCAGGCAUCCAGGCUCACCAUGGCUUUCCUCAAUGGUGCCUUAGAUGGAGCUCUCCUUGGGAACCACUUGAGCCAAAUCCCUAGGCCCCACCCACCCCUCAGCCACCUGCUAAGAGAGUACUAUGGAGCUGGGGUGAAUGGAGAUCCGGUGUUCCGAAGUAACUUCCGAAGGCAGAACGGUGCUGCUUUGACUUCAGCCCCUACCCUGGCCCAGCAGGUAUGGGAGGCCCUUGUCCUGUUACAGAAACUGGAGCCAGAACACCUACAGUUGCAGAACAUUAGCCAAGAGCAGCUGGCUCAGGUAGCCACCUUGGCUACCAAGGAGUUCACUGAGGCUUUCCUGGGAUGCCCAGCCAUUCACCCCCGCUGCCGUUGGGGAGCGGCUCCCUACCGAGGCCACCCAACACCACUCCGGCUGCCACUUGGAUUCUUAUAUGUGCAUCACACAUACGUGCCAGCGCCACCCUGCACCACCUUCCAGAGCUGCGCCGCCGAUAUGCGCUCCAUGCAGCGUUUCCACCAGGAUGUGCGCAAGUGGGAUGACAUCGGCUACAGUUUCGUGGUAGGCUCCGACGGCUAUCUGUACCAGGGCCGUGGCUGGCACUGGGUAGGUGCGCACACACGCGGCUACAACUCCCGCGGCUUCGGUGUGGCCUUCGUGGGCAACUACACUGGGUCACUGCCCAACGAAGCUGCGCUGAACACGGUGCGCGACGCGCUCCCGAGCUGCGCAAUUCGCGCAGGUCUCUUGCGGCCAGACUACAAGCUGCUUGGCCACCGCCAGCUAGUGCUCACCCACUGCCCCGGGAACGCGCUCUUCAACUUGCUGCGCACCUGGCCUCACUUCACAGAGGUUGAAAACUAAGAACUCCUUUGAGAGACCCUUGAAGAUCCAGGAGGUAUUAUCCCUGAUGAUCCUUUGAGCAACCACAGACCUCCAAUAAAGGGACCACUGAAAGGAAAUCUCUAUGAGUAUCACCUUCCUCAGAGACCAAAAUGCAAGCAAUGUGUGUGUGGCUCAGUGGGAGAGAACCUAGUUGACAAGCAAGAGGCUUUUAGUUUUGUUUUGUUUUGUGGUUUUUGUCUUGUUUUGUUUUCCUACAGAGUUUCUCUGUGUGGCGUGGCUGUCCUGGAACUUGCUCUGCAGACGGGGCUGGCCUUGAAUUCGCAAAGAUCUGCCUGCCUCUGCCUUCUUAGUGCUGGGAUUAAAGGCAUUGCCGCCACUGCCCAUCCAAGGCUCUGGAUCUCCAUUCUAGCACUACAACAGAAAUCAAGCUGGCUAUGGGAGCUCAUACUUGUAAUCAUAGCAACUGGAAGAUAGAGGAAGGAGGGGAGGUUUUCUUGGAAGCCGUGGGUCUUAGGGACUGAUCCCUCCUGACAAUGAGUACAAGAGAGUCGGGAUGACAAAAAUUGAGGCAGUUUAUUUUACGACCUUGUAAGGUGAAAUGCCAACAAAACUGGCAAUGGCGCCCCAUUGGGAAAAAACUGUCCUUUUUUAUUUUUUUUAAUGGUCCUAAUCAAAAUUCCUUUCCCCUGCUUUGCUGCAUGUUGCCUGAGUUCCAUUAUCCAUCCAUCUCCCCCUUUUUUCAAUGUUUGCUCUUGGUCAUGAUGCUACCUGUACCCUCUCAUCCUGUAAAGAUAACCUUGGUUUGGAAAGAAGGUUAACUAAAAGGCCAGACAAGAAGAAGGCACAAGCUGUUAGGGCAAAGAAGCCAAUGCCUUCCUUUUGCUUACCUGAAACCUAAGCCCAUCUAAGGGACUUUUGUACUGAAAAUGGACCCUUGCGUUUUGUUUGCCACCAAGGCUAGAGGUUAACCUGUGCUACAGAAUCGAGAAAACAAAAACAAAUAAAUUAAUUUCAGUACAAAA
Mus musculus (house mouse) is the source of this 2817-nucleotide messenger RNA. It is a transcript of the gene Pglyrp2, whose product is annotated as peptidoglycan recognition protein 2. NCBI's taxonomy places the organism in Eukaryota, Metazoa, Chordata, Mammalia, Rodentia, Muridae. Bases 221 to 1813 code for a protein of 530 amino acids. Gene Ontology annotation, molecular function: zinc ion binding; molecular condensate scaffold activity; peptidoglycan immune receptor activity. The transcript is spliced from 6 exons. The record is from RefSeq and is marked validated. Gene Ontology annotation, biological process: detection of bacterium; negative regulation of natural killer cell differentiation; biological process involved in interaction with host. Gene Ontology annotation, cellular component: extracellular region; membrane.